This is a messenger RNA of Impatiens glandulifera, 1870 nucleotides long. Its product is annotated as type I inositol polyphosphate 5-phosphatase 5. The coding region runs from base 71 to 1633 and encodes 520 amino acids. The record is from RefSeq and is a predicted model, not a curated record. Gene Ontology annotation, molecular function: phosphatidylinositol-3,4,5-trisphosphate 5-phosphatase activity; phosphatidylinositol-4,5-bisphosphate 5-phosphatase activity; inositol-polyphosphate 5-phosphatase activity. Gene Ontology annotation, biological process: phosphatidylinositol dephosphorylation. The transcript is spliced from 7 exons. NCBI's taxonomy places the organism in Eukaryota, Viridiplantae, Streptophyta, Magnoliopsida, Ericales, Balsaminaceae.
UAAUAUCAUCAACAACAACAUAAACAUAAUUAUAAAUCAAAUCAAUCAUUUCAAUGUUGAAUAAAAUAAAAUGGGUUUGAUUAAUCAAAAGAUUAAAGAUUGUUCAUUUGUUUCUAUAUCAGAAAGACAUGGAGAUUUCGGAAUCGAGGGAUUAAACUUAUCCAACUUCGAACGACCCAUGCAAACCGCCACCGCCGUCGUUCAAGAUUUCCGGAUAUUUGUUGGAACAUGGAAUGUAGGUGGAAGAGCACCUCAUCAAGAACUCAAUCUUGAAGAAUUUCUUCAAGUUGAAGGAUCAUCUGAUGUAUAUGUUCUGGGGUUUCAGGAAAUAGUUCCGUUAAGUGCAGGAAACGUUCUAGUAAUAGAAGACAAUGAACCAGCAGUUAGAUGGUUAACAUUAAUCAAUCAAGCACUUAAUUACAAACCAUCUCUAUCCGAUCAACAAAACCAAGCUUCAUUUGAUUCCAGCGCGGUUUCUAAUUCUAUGUCAAAUCCCAGUUCAAAAGAUUCAUCAAAAACACAUUUUUUCAGAAAACCAUCUUUGAAAGCAUUGAGUAAGAAUUUGAGGACGGCGGAUAGUAGUCUUCUUAAGGCAUGUAAUUGUUACCUUGAUUCAAGGAAUAAUGAAGAACGGCCAACGGGUAGGAGGAAGACUAGGAAGUUGUUGCAGGAUCAAGGGGCGGCUGCGGGUGGAUCUGUUCGUGGACAUGAUCCGAGUAUGGAAGAGUUUAUGUCGACAGCGGGGAUUACUACGACGACAGCGGGUGGUGGUGGUGGUGGUCCGGCGUCGUCACCUACGGGUGGUGGGAAUUAUAGUUUGGUUGCGAGUAAACAAAUGGUGGGUAUUUUUUUGACGAUUUGGGCGAGGAAGGAAUUGAUGCAACAUAUUGCACAUUUGAGGAUAUCUUGUUUGGGACGAGGUAUUAUGGGCUGCUUAGGCAACAAGGGAUGUAUAUCAAUAAGUCUGUCACUACAUCAAACGAGCCUAUGCUUUGUUUGUAGUCACUUAGCCUCUGGGGAGAAAGAGGGAGAUGAAAUAAAAAGGAAUUCAGACGUGGCCCAAAUUCUUAAGAGCAUUCAAUUCCCCAAGAUUUGCAAGCAUCCUACAAGGACCAUGCCCGAAAGGAUCAUAGAUCAUGAUCGGACUAUAUGGUUAGGUGACUUGAAUUAUCGGGUUUCUUUGAGCUAUGAUGAGACGAAAUUGUUAUUGGAGGAUAAUAAUUGGGAUUCUCUACUAGAGAAGGAUCAGUUGAACUUAGAAAAAGAGGCCGGAAGAGUGUUUACUGGUUGGAAAGAAGGAAAGAUUUUCUUCGCACCAACUUACAAGUAUUCUCAAAAUUCCGAUUCUUAUGCCGGAGAAAAUACCAAAUCCAAGAAGAAGCGACGUACACCUGCAUGGUGCGACAGAAUAUUAUGGAAAGGAGGUGGAGUAGAACAAUUAUCGUAUGUAAGAGGGGAAUCGAGAUUCUCAGACCAUCGGCCAGUUUGUGCAGUGUUUGGAGUGGAAGUGGAGAUUCUUAAUAAAAAUAGCAAAUUCAGGAAAGGGUAUUCUUGUGCUGCAUCUGGGGGUGUGGUUGAAUAUUACGAAGAAGACGAUUGUGUUCCAAAGCGCCAUAGUUUCUACGACUUCUAAUGAUCGUCACAACUUCCAUUUCUUUAAGUCACAUAUUCAUUCAUUUGUUUGUUCGAAUAUUUUGCUCCUUCCUAAUUGUAUAUCUCCAUCUUGUUUAUAAUAAUGAUUUUUAUAAUUUUUUCUUUAGGAAAUAUAUAUAUUGUAGGGGAAAAAGAAUGUUAACUAUUUAUAACUUUACAUAGAGUUUAUAGAUCAAUAUUCUUGUAAAGUAAUGUAAAACAACUUCUUUAUUUAGGA